This is a messenger RNA of Acanthamoeba castellanii str. Neff, 1086 nucleotides long. RefSeq names its product DMT family transporter: UDPglucuronic acid/UDP-N-acetylgalactosamine, putative. Gene Ontology annotation, cellular component: Golgi apparatus. Gene Ontology annotation, molecular function: GDP-fucose transmembrane transporter activity; antiporter activity. The coding region runs from base 1 to 1086 and encodes 361 amino acids. The record is from RefSeq and is a predicted model, not a curated record. NCBI's taxonomy places the organism in Eukaryota, Discosea, Longamoebia, Acanthamoebidae. The transcript has 8 exons.
AUGAAGGGCAUCCAAGAUUCCCUCACCAGGAAGCAAUGGAUCGGAUUCGGAGUGGCCUUCCUCUAUGGCACGUCCAGCUUGAUGAAGCCACGCGCGACGCUAUCGGUCUAUGACUUCCCCUACUCCAACACGCUGACCCUGGGCCAAAUGCUCUUCGCCACCGUGGCCCUCUACUUCAUGAAGUCUACCAACAUCAUCACCUACAAGGACUUCUCCUUCUCCACCGCCAAGGCCGUGCUGCCGCUGGCCUUCUUCUUCUUUGGCAUGGUGGUGACCGGCCUCGCGGCCCUCCAGUUCAUCAAUGUGCCCAUGUUCAGCGCCCUGCGGCGAUUUACGACACUGAUCGUGAUUGUGGGAGAGGCGGUCUAUCUGAAGAAGUUCACUCCACGUGACGAGGCCUGGUCCGUCUACGCCAUGGUCAUCGGUGCGGUGAUCGCCGGCCUGGGCGAUCUGUCGUUCAACGCGAUCGGAUACUUCCUGUGCGCGCUCAACUGUGUCGUGACGGCGCUCUACCUGGUCUUCAUCGCCAAGGUCAAGAACGAGACCAACCUCGAUACCUUUGGCCUCAUGUUCUACAACAACGUGCUCUCCAUCCCCUUCGUCGUCCUUGUCGUGCUCGGGCUCGAGUACGAGGACGUGAUCAACUACCCGUACUGGACCGACCCCGGCUUCCUCCUGUGCUUCAUCAUGUCGUCGGUGCAGGCGUUCCUGCUGAACUACUUCAUCUUCCUGUGCUCGCUCAUCAACUCGCCGUUGACGACGAGCGUGACGGGCCAGAUCAAGAACAUCUUCACCACCGGCAUCGGCCUGUUCAUCUUCGGCGACGUGCAGAUUUCCUUCCUCCUGUCCGUCGGCCUCCUCCUCGCCACCAUCGCCUCCGUGUGGUACCACCUCCUCUACUACUCCCUCUGCUACGCCAACCUCCAGACCAAGCCCAAGCCAGCCGUGCCGUUGGACUCGACCGCCGUGGCCACGUCGAAGGAGGAGUACCAGCUCACCCUCCCCUCCGCUAAGAAAGAGUACCCACUCUCCCCCCCAGCUGGUUCGCAUCCAGCCCCUGUCAGCCGAGGCGGGACGACUGAGUGA